Molecule: messenger RNA, 678 nt
Organism: Adineta steineri
Lineage: Eukaryota; Metazoa; Rotifera; Eurotatoria; Adinetida; Adinetidae
Source: the annotation of a GenBank genome assembly
AUGUAUUACGUUAUUGAUGAAGAUAAAACUUACACCUAUGAAAUCUUAAUGGAAAAGCAUUUGGAAGAAUCUGCUAAACUUCUUGCGUAUACCUUCAGUCAGCAGAACCCAGUUGAAGUCUACUUGAAAACUACUUACGAACAAUUCUAUCUUUAUGCAUUGGCAGUUUUAAAAGCAACUUUAGAAGAUCAACUGUCUAUCAUAGCAGUACACAAAGAGACGAAGGAAAUUUAUGGUCUUGUCCAAGCUACCGAUGCUAAAACACUCGAAGGACAGAAUUUCGAUGAUGUGGAUCCCUCCAAAGAUACAUUAGAAAUAUUACAAGAAGUAGAAAACCGCUUUAUGAAACAGUAUGGUGAACUAAAAGAAAACGACUUAGUACAAAUAUUAAUGGUGGGUGUUCGACAAGAAUGUAGUGGAAAAGGACUUGCUACGAAACUCCAGCAGAUAUUACUUGUUCAUUGUGACCAACGUGGAUUUAAGUAUGUAUUUGUUGAAGUUGCAAAUCCAGCUACCUAUCAUAUUUACACAAAGAAAUUAAAAGGAAAAGAAUUCACAUCAAUUUCUUUAUCAACAUUUGUAACGAGUGAUGGCCGAAAACCAUUUUUACAUUAUCAUGGAGAAAUACAAUUGAUUGUUUUUGAUCUACAACAAAGAAGAAUAACGGAAUGCUUUUAA